This is a messenger RNA of Pomacea canaliculata, 2518 nucleotides long. RefSeq names its product YEATS domain-containing protein 2-like. The record is from RefSeq and is a predicted model, not a curated record. Bases 34 to 1146 code for a protein of 370 amino acids. The transcript is spliced from 9 exons. Lineage: Eukaryota; Metazoa; Mollusca; Gastropoda; Architaenioglossa; Ampullariidae.
GAGGUGAAGGAACGUGCUGACUCCCAAUGUAGCAUGCCUCGAACCCGUAGGUGGUUUUCUCCAGAUCACAUUUUGUUGCCGUCCUCAUCGCAGCUCUCUGCACCUGGAGAUGCCUUGGUUUGUGUCUCUUCCACCAGUGUAGGAGAUGGCCAGCUCAAGAUUAAGCUUGAAAAUGAGUUCUUUGACAAGCAGAGCAUGGAAACAGAGAAAAGAAUCUUGGCCUGGAAGGAUAAGAAACAGAAGGUGCCAGAGUGCAGAGUCAGUCCUCAAGAACCAGUACUGUCAAGCCUCAGACUGGAGGAUUAUUCAGACCUUCGUACUCUCAUCAGAGCUGCUGUUAUCAAGCAUCCUUUGAUUGACAUUGAAUCGGACAAGUUUACUCGACCUUAUUGUGCACAGUCCUGGGAACAGUGGGUGUCUUGGAAUGUUGGCAAACAGCGAGCUGCAGAGUGGACAAGGGCAGCAACAGUUCGAAAAUACAUUCAACGUCAACUUGGGGCUGAGAAUAAAUUUAAAGGGGAACAGCUAUGGACUACCCGGCACAUAAUGCAGUGGUGUCGUUUGUAUGGCCAAAGCCCACAUCAGCCAGGCGGUCAGAUUGUUUCAUCACAGACAUGUGAAUGGAUGAGUGAAGAAGAGGAUAAGGAACAAGAUCUUGUAGCCAGGAAGUUUUCCACACUUUCUACACCAAUAGGAUUGCUUACAAAGGUUGUAGAGGAGGUCCCUGACUCUGAUAGUGACGAUGCAUCAGAAAUUGAUAUUGUUUCCACAGUUGCUCCUAAAACAAAAGUGAAAAUUAAGAAAGCCCAAGGAGAAGAUCUAUCAGGAACAGAAAUAUUCCCACCUUCGGAAGAAGCGACCUUUGUGCAACAGACUGCAGCAAAGAUUGGUGUGAAGUUUUUGCCAACACUGAUGCAGCCCAAUGUGAUGACACACACUUGUGAAGAUAUGAUCUAUGCAGCCAUGCUUGAAUUUUCCAGUGAAAUUUUAAGUGAUGCCUGUGCAGCCCAUGUUUCAUCAGACAAGCCACUACACACUCUGACAGUUCCUGAUGUUUACCAGGCCUUGGUUCACAUGCCUUUUUCAGCCUUGUUUACCAACGAACACUUGGGUUCUCAGGAAGAGAUCUCCUCUUGUAACAGAUGAUGGUGCUUUUUCUAGUUUUCAUGUUCUUUAGCCAUGCAAAACAUUAUCUAUGCAGACAGAUUUCAAUUAUUCUCCCACUGUUGUUCCCUGUGAAUCAUCCUGGAAAGACUGCUCAGCAACAGAGUGGUGCUCUUCUGUCAUGCUUGAAAAGAGAAAAGGGUCAAAACAGGAGACAGCUAACAAGCCAUGACCAAAAAUGUCUGACGAAUUCAUUCCAUCAAACUUUGCCAAGCUGGUGCCAACAGGGAAGUGAAAGCCUUAUCUGACAUGGUCUAAGUAAAUACUGAUGUGAAGUUAUUCACCUGAGAACCACUGUUAGUCGGGUGACUUUUAACUGACAUUUAGUAAUAUGGCUUAAAGAAACAGAAAAAAACAGAUUUAGUUUUUAGAAAAUAUGUAAUGAAAGCUUGUCUAGUCCAAAUGAGAAUGAAAGCCUGUGGUCUGUAUGACCAUGAAAGAAUUUGGCCCAAUCAGAAAAUAAUAGAGCUCUGGAGAAAGAAACGAUUUUGAGUUUUGCAAGUGACAGUAGACAUUCCUUUCUUCCGGCACUGUUUGCUUAAAUGCACCAGUUUGUUUCACAAAGCAGCUCUGUUUUCCUUGAAAUGCAGUUAGUAUGGAGGUGCUAGAAUCCGGAGAAGUAUACUUAAAUUUCCCAGCACUUUCUGUUUCUUGUUUCCAUAUUGUCUUUCAAGUUCUCUUAUCUGCCUGACUAUCUGCUAUUGAACUUACUUUAUGUCAUUAUAUGAAGUAUACUGUAUAUUUCCAUAUUUCUGUCAGCAGUUUUGAGAGAAAGUUUUUUUUGUGCUUUUUUUUUUUUUUUGGUAAAUGCAACUUCUGUGUAUUUAUAAUGUUGACCAUAUUGAGUGUAUUUAUACGAAAACACAGCUGCUUUCUGCGUACAUGAAAGAGGGAGAAGAGAGAAAAAGGUCUGUGUAUGUGUGUGUAGUCACGUAGUGGGUCUGUGUGUGCAUGCAAACAUACACUUUUGGAGGGAGCUAAAAAAAGGAUUUGCUUGUGUAAUGUUUACAGAAAAAUGAUCAAUAUCCACAUAGGAAUAUCAUUACAUUGGUUAGGCAGCAAGUAGCUAACUACAAUUGUGUAUGUGGGGAUACUUUACAUUAUUGCUGAAAUGAAAACUUGGUCUUCAUCAGUGUGUUAGAUAUGCAGUGCAUGUCUCAGUUCAUGUGCAUGAAUGCUAAUGAACCCUAGAAAUGGAGGGGGAGAGAAAAAAUGCAAUAUAAAAACACAGGUUGUAAGGAAUGACAAUGUUUUUUUAAAAAUGCAAGGUCCCUGGUGGAUUUGUUAGUUAAGGAGUGGUUGUACAUAUUAAAAGUUAUGUGUCACAGGGAAAUGUAAGAGAGAGGAAACUGUC